AUGGCUUCUCGUGGACUCCCCCGGGCCCUCCGCCUGACCCGUGUCGCUGCUCCUCGCUCCGUCGUCUCCGCCGCCCUCCCCCGACCCGCCCUGGCUAAGGCUGCUGCCAAUGCCAUCCCCCGCGUCUCCCUCCCUACCACCGCCGUCCGUGGCAUCAAGAACAUGUCCUUCGCCGGCCACAAGGAGACCGUCUACGAGCGUGGGGACUGGCCCCGUGAGAAGCUGCAGGAGUUCUUCAAGAACGACACCCUUGCCCUCAUCGGCUACGGCUCCCAGGGUCACGGUCAGGGUCUGAACCUGCGUGACCAGGGUCUCAACGUCAUCGUCGGUGUCCGCAAGGACGGUGCCUCGUGGAAGGAGGCCAUCCAGGACGGCUGGGUGCCCGGCAAGAACCUGUUCGACGUCAACAACGCCGUCGAGAAGGGUACCGUCAUCAUGAACCUGCUCUCCGACGCCGCCCAGAGUGAGACCUGGCCUACCCUGAAGCCCCUCAUCACCAAGGGCAAGACCCUCUACUUCUCCCACGGUUUCUCCCCCGUCUUCAAGGACCUCACCAAGGUCGAGGUCCCCACCGACGUCGACGUGAUCCUCGUCGCCCCCAAGGGUUCCGGCCGUACCGUCCGCACUCUCUUCCGUGAGGGCCGUGGUAUCAACUCCUCCAUUGCCGUCUACCAGGACGUCACCGGCCAGGCCAAGGAGAAGGCCAUCGCCAUGGGUGUUGCCGUCGGUUCCGGCUACCUCUACGAGACCACCUUCGAGAAGGAGGUCUACUCCGACCUGUACGGCGAGCGUGGCUGCCUGAUGGGCGGUAUCCACGGUAUGUUCCUCGCUCAGUACGAGGUUCUCCGUGAGCGCGGCCACACCCCCUCCGAAGCUUUCAACGAGACCGUCGAGGAGGCCACCCAGUCCCUGUACCCUCUGAUCGGAGGCAACGGUAUGGACUGGAUGUACGCUGCCUGCUCCACCACCGCCCGUCGCGGUGCCAUCGACUGGUCCGGCCGCUUCAAGGACAACCUGAAGCCCCUCUUCAACGAGCUCUACGACAGCGUCCGUGACGGCACCGAGACCAAGCGUUCGCUCGAGUACAACUCGCAGAAGGACUACCGUGAGAAGUACGAGAAGGAGAUGCAGGAGAUCCGUGAUCUCGAGAUCUGGCGUGCCGGCAAGGCCGUUCGCUCCCUCCGUCCCGAGAACCAGAAAUAA
This is a messenger RNA of Aspergillus affinis, 1203 nucleotides long. Its product is annotated as Ketol-acid reductoisomerase. Lineage: Eukaryota; Fungi; Ascomycota; Eurotiomycetes; Eurotiales; Aspergillaceae. Gene Ontology annotation, cellular component: mitochondrion. Gene Ontology annotation, biological process: L-valine biosynthetic process. Gene Ontology annotation, molecular function: ketol-acid reductoisomerase activity. The record is from RefSeq and is a predicted model, not a curated record. Bases 1 to 1203 code for a protein of 400 amino acids. The transcript is spliced from 2 exons.